This is a messenger RNA of Mucor velutinosus, 678 nucleotides long. RefSeq names its product TSPc domain-containing protein. Gene Ontology annotation, molecular function: riboflavin synthase activity. The coding region runs from base 1 to 678 and encodes 225 amino acids. The record is from RefSeq and is a predicted model, not a curated record. Gene Ontology annotation, biological process: riboflavin biosynthetic process. NCBI's taxonomy places the organism in Eukaryota, Fungi, Mucoromycota, Mucoromycetes, Mucorales, Mucoraceae. The transcript is spliced from 3 exons.
AUGUUCACUGGUCUUGUUGAAAUUAUGGGCACUGUCUCCAAUAUUCAGGAGCAAGAUAACUCUGAAUCUGGUGGCAAUGGCUGGACCAUCACAGUAUCUGAUGCUGCUGACAUAUUGACUGAUUGUCACCUCGGCGAUAGUAUUGCCAUCAAUGGUACCUGUUUGACAGCUACCGAGUUUGACUCUGAUUCCUUCAAGGUGGGCGUUGCUCCCGAGACUCUGAGAUGCACCAAUUUAGGCGAUUUGAAGGUGGGAGACAAAGUCAAUUUGGAGCGUGCUAUGGAUUCAAACAAGAGAUUUGGUGGUCAUAUGGUGCAGGGCCAUGUCGACAACACUGUCAAGAUUAUCAGCAUCAAGCCUGAAGGAAAUUCCAUCUGGUACACCUUUCAAAUGGAGCAAGUGGAUAAGGAUAAGAUGAGAUAUGUGAUUCCAAAGGGAUUCAUUUGUUUGGAUGGUACUUCGUUGACUGUGUGUGAUGUGGAUGACGAUGAACGUACAUUCUCCAUCAUGAUGAUUGCUCAUACUCAAGCUCAUGUCAUCAUGACCUCAAAGAAGGUGGGUGAUCGUGUCAAUGUCGAGGUGGAUAUGCUGGCCAAGUAUGCGCUCAAGAGCUUGGAAGACGCUAUCAAGAACAACCAAGGAAUCGAGGCUUUAGUCAAGCGAGUGUUGAAGGCAUAA